ACCGGCAAAAAUCCGGCACAUGUUAUGUGGCCCUUCUAUAAAAAUAACACGUGCGAUGCAGCAGCAGAUAAACAGGAGCAAGAAUGCACAAGAGGCUACUAUCCUGACUCAUCACGGCGAAAUCGAAGGAGCACAUCAUUUUCGGCGUGAACAUCGCUCGAGGAAGCAACAUCCGCCUCGUUAUCCGAAACAAGCAGCUGACAGCAGCGGAGAGAAUGUCUGCAGAGGGCACCGUGACGUAUGAGCUGGGACACCCGCGGAAGGAUGCGAGCCCCGAUUCUGCCAGCUAUGUGAAUGAAGGAGACGUCAAUGAGCCGGAUUGGCAGGAGAGACAUUGGGGGUCGCACUAUCCCAAGCGACUCGAGAUCAAGAAGAAGUGUGACCUUGAGGGAGUGUUCUAUGCGAAAGCUACACCGGGAACGGAGAAUUGGGAGCUAGAUGGCAAGCUCUGUAAGAAAAGGCGUGAGUACGUAUUGAGCGCAGGAGGGACUUUGGACGGGCCAGUUACUAAGCUAACCCACCUUAUCUUCACAUCCUGAAGCCAUUCACGAUUAACAUUCCAGCGCCACCGAGUCAAAUAAACUCAUCGGUGGAAAUAGCAAUAUACAAAGAUCGCCCUCUGAGACACUUCAGCCCUACGCUCUCGUCUCGCGCGGCCCGCAUACACGUCAGCACACUCGCGCAGGGCCUGAAACCUGGACAAUGGAAACC
Molecule: messenger RNA, 711 nt
Organism: Trematosphaeria pertusa
Lineage: Eukaryota; Fungi; Ascomycota; Dothideomycetes; Pleosporales; Trematosphaeriaceae
Exons: 1
Coding region: 216-539 (107 amino acids)
Molecular function (GO): oxidoreductase activity; flavin adenine dinucleotide binding
Source: RefSeq, a predicted model, not a curated record